Messenger RNA from Anisakis simplex (herring worm), 453 nucleotides. Lineage: Eukaryota; Metazoa; Nematoda; Chromadorea; Rhabditida; Anisakidae. The record is from the annotation of a GenBank genome assembly.
AUGGACACCGACAGAGAGCAUUUCUGGACCUUUCGGUUGGCACCGACCGAAACCGAAAACGGCCCAUCGGUUGACGGCCAACAAGCACGUUUUGCCAUAGUUAAUUGUUCGCUAAUUUGUCGAUGGCCACCGAAAAGCGAAUUUCGGCGUCCACCCUCCGAAACCGACCAACGUUCACAAUUUGUGUUCUCGAUAGACAUUGAUGGGGUAUUCGAUUGGUGGCGAUGGAGAACGCAAAUUGUAAACUUUAAUCGGAUGAAUAAUGGACUGAAUACGUCAUCGACGGAAUACGAUGGUGAGAUUUUCGAUAAAGACUAUUAUGGUGGCAAAAAUUAUCCGUUUGAAGAUUAUCAAGAGGUAUGUAUGAUUAUGCAGAUUAGCGACUCUCAACAUAAGCAUGCUUCUCCUACAGGAAAAGAAGAAACUCGCAGUUUGGGGACGAUUUUAACGUGA